AUGCCCGAGUAUCGCGUAGAGAUCUCGCCGUCCGCGCGCGCCCUUUGCCAGGACACGCAUUGCAAAAGGAGGGUGUCAAGAUUGCAAAGGGGAGCUACGUGGAAGCACUGGGGUUGCGUCUCCGGGCUGCAGAUGCAGCAAGUUCAAGAGCUCUGCGAUAAAAAUGAGGACGGAAAUUAUUCGUUUGACUUCUUUGACGGAUAUGACGACCUAAACGACCACGCCGAUGUGCAGGCCAAGAUCCGCCGCUGUGUGGAGCAAGGCCACAUUGACGCCGAUGACUUCAAGGGAGACCCGGACUACAAUGUCCCUGGCAAGAGGGGCAUCAGGGCGCCAGCUCGCCGCGGAAAGGCGCAGGCUGCCACGGACGACGAAGACGAGGCAGAGAAGCCCAAAUCCAAGCCCAAGGCUGCCAGCAAGAAGGGCAAGAGGUCCCGCGAUGAAGAAGACGACGAGGAUGAAGUCGACUCGAAGCCGUCCAAGCCUGCCAAGAAAGCUAAGAAGGGCACUCAACCCAAGGCAGAGGUAGCGGGCAAGGAUGAGGAGGAAGCAAAGCCCGCCAAGAAGGCCAAAACCAAGCGUGCCAAGGCCGAUAGUGAUGCGGAAGAGGAGGACUCGAAGCCGUCCAAGAAUGCUAAGGCGGCCGCCACGGCUAAGAAAUCAAGGGUAGCGCAAGGCAGCGAAGAGGAUGAGGUAGCGGACACCAAGCCGGCAAAGAAAACCAAGGCGAAGAAAGCAGCCCCCGUGAAGAACUCGCGGAAGGCAAAGGAAGAAAGUGAGGCUGAGGCGGACGAUGCCGAAGAGGAGGAGGAGGAGGAGCAGAAGCAGAAGAAGGAAAGCAAGCCCAAGGCGGCUCCCAAGAAGGCCGUGAAGACCAAAAGGUGCCGGCAGAGGAAGACGCCAAGCCCGCGAGCUCUAGCACAGGAGGUAGGCGUCGCAGCGCCCGUCAAAGGUCUUGAGGCGAGGCAUCAAUUGCAUUGCCGGGCAUUGGGGACUACUCGCAUGGUGCGCAUGUAUGUACGACAACAGAUUCCUACUCUUUCGUGUAUUGAUAGGCGGACUUGA
Parascedosporium putredinis is the source of this 1065-nucleotide messenger RNA. The record is from the annotation of a GenBank genome assembly. Lineage: Eukaryota; Fungi; Ascomycota; Sordariomycetes; Microascales; Microascaceae.